AAUGGUUAAUGGCCAAUGAGUAGGCAACAGAAUGGUGUUUCCGCUCGUCACUACAGUGAGUACAGUGCGAACACGGGUCUGUUGGCGGGAGCUGCGACUACUUUAAUAUUUUAUUGUGAUUGUUAUGGAUUGAAAAAAGAGCCGAUGGGAUCUGGCACAUCGGGGCUGGCGAGCGAGACGCCGGGCGGAGACCUGCGGCUCCCGGCAUCAGGGCUGCGGUUCAGCGUCAACCAGCUGCGAGCGCUCAACUCCUACGUAGACUCACUGUGGGAGGACGAUCAGAAUGGCAGGAUAUCAACAGAAACUGAGAGCGCGGUGGAGAGCCUGGUGCAGAGGAUCGUGGACGGCGCCGGUCAGAGAGACCCUCGGUUCAGGUGCUCGCAUCUCAUCGCCUUACAUAGAGGGAAAAAGUUGCGGUCCCGUUCCCUGGAGUACCUGGUGACCCUGGACUCGCUGCCGGCGCUGAACAGCAGCGAGAAGUGCCGGCUGCUCGACGGGCCCGUCGGCUACGGCAGGGUGCGGCUGACUGGCCGUGACGCUGAGAAAUGGGAGGAGUUCCUCACACCUUCAGGGUUUUUGUGUAGAGAUAAAGUUCUGGAAAGAUGGGUGGGUCUGAUAGCGAGGUGUGCGAAUGCUCGAGGAGGUGGUGCGUCACGUGUCCUCUGCGCACGCGCAUCUCAACACGCCUUGCCUUACCAGUACUGCUAUUUGGAGAGGGUAUCCCCAGCACAACAGAACACCGACCGUCGUCUGGCCAUAGUGGAAGGAGCUGCGUGGGUGAUGGUCAGGGUAGGGGCUGGCGAGGCAGAGGCCAAGCUGAUGCUGGGCGCCAGGGUCGAGGGAUGCAGUGGAGCUGCGUAUACGAGUAGAGUGCCACUGACGCAUCCAUUGGCCUUGAUGCAUUAUACUAGUGCUCAGGGGGGUUACUACGCUACAGCAGUAGGUCCUCCCACAUCCGUGGCGUGUCCUGACCGGUCCUCCACUUGGCAACUGUGGCACCCAGGGCUGGAGGCGUCCUUGGACGCGCACUGCUCCGACCUCUCCACUGUAGCGAGGGUCGCUGGAGCCAUCAACGCGUUGAUUGAUAAGAUGCGGGAGGGUAGUUAUCAGGGCACUCUUCGAGUCCUGAGUAGGUACCUCGCUAGUUGUGCGGUUCGUCGCCGACUGGACCGCUGCGCUGUGUACGGCAACUCUGCUGCGAGGAGUUGUGUAUCAUCACACGCUUCACACCAUCUUCUUCUUGUUUUGGAUUCACUUUUAUCGCUCUGCGAGCGUGGUGGUGUAGCCGGUUAUAUCUACCCCGUGGAGAGAGGUGCCUUGAUCCGUCGAGGGUCUAGAGACGCUGACUGGGAAUCUGACGCCAUUUGCGUCAAAAGCUGUCUACAGAUGAUGCACAGAGUAGCAGGUGAAGAUAUCCUUCCAACGCCUUCUGAGUGCCUGGAGACAGCGCUGUUCGGUAAAUGGGAAGGUCUCAACCGGGAACUGAAGGCGUCUGUGGGCUCCACCACCACGUACUCGCGAAGACAGCUGCGGUACAUGUGGCGGGUGAGCAGCGAGCUGGUCCGAUGCAAGAAUUUGAUUAUUUGUGAAUCCCAUAGCGCCUUUAAAGCAAAUCUGAUCCAAGUGACGUCAUCGCACAACGAGCCUGUGGAGAACUUGAUCCACGUGCUGGCGAUCAUGCUGGACCAGGCGAGGGACCUCUACCUCAACAACUUCCACGUGAGGAACUGCGCGGAGUUCGACCGGGAACUAUCAGUUUAUAGGUCUAAAAAGUGGAAUAAACUAAAAGACUACUAUGAUGCGUCGUCAGCUUGCCUUAUUGACGCAGUCAGACGAGACCCUGAUCUCCGCAACCAGGAUCUAAAAGACCACCACAUCUUCAUGAAGAGUAUCCUCAACUGGCUCCACAAAGGAGCUAAAGACGACAGGAAAUACCUAGGUCCAGUCUUGAAACCCUACUUGGAUGGUCUUUUCACUUCUUCGCUAGAAAACUCCUGGUUUUUGGAAGAAUUUGAUGAGACAGCAAAUGGGAGGGAGUUUGAUGGUCUUAAAGAGUAUUGUGUCGGGGUCCAUGAUGGGAAUCUGGAGCCUUGUCUGGGAUUGCUGGAUGCGGCGAAGAGGUUCGGGUGGGCAAAGGCCAUGGUCGACUUCGUGGAUAGAUUUCGGCAUGUUGAAUUCCGGCUAGUAUUCCCUACCGGUGACGGCUUGGCGAUCUCUUACCCUUUGCGGUUGCCGUCCCGCCGUGAGCACAGCACUGCGCGUACGCUGACGCUGAGCAGGCGGCACAAGGCGGAGGCCAAGCUGCGACUCGCGCGCCGCUGCGUGCUCGCCGCGUUCCACUGCGCGCUUACACCCAGCGUGCAGCGGCAAUCUAAAACCAUCAAACGUCACGAAAGCAGCGACGAGAUCCUGGCAAGUGUUAAAACCGGUAACUACUGGAGGAACUCCACUAAACCUGACAUCAUACCUUCCACCUCCACUCAGGAUAUUACCAAAGAAGACUUGCCUAGAGUCCGCCGAAGGUCCAGGCGGAGUAGACCAGCCACCUCGUAUGGGUUUCCGGAAAUUUCCAUCACUAGUCAGGGAGACGCGAAGACCUUGAGGAGGAAGUAUCAUACGUUGAAGAGUUUGGUGUACACAGAGCCGGUGCAGAGCAUUAAGGAGAUGAGGGAGCGGCCAAGGUCUGCGGGGUCUACUGUAAGGAACAAGGAGCCUUUAAGCAGACCCAGUAUUUUGGAGACCUUGGAUUUCAUUAACAGUGUCAAGGAUGCUCUUUGUGUAGAAGAAUCAGGUACGUCAGACACAGAAGAGUCUCCAUGGUCUGCAGUAGACGAGUGGCUGAUCGGGCACACCGCGCCGCUCAGUCUCCUCGCCUCCAGAUCUGCCGCGGAUUCCCUGCAUCUAGCGUUAGCUGAUGUAGUACCGGCGCUGUUACACCGAGGGAAGUUCACGAUACUUCAGGAGCUAUGUUCAUACCUGGGCGAGGCGAGUGAGGGCGCGCUGUUCGCGCUCCACCGACUCGCGCGGGCGGCGCGCUCCAGGAGCAGCGAGAGGGGCUCCAGCGCAUGGAAGCUACCAGAACCGGAGGCUGUUCCAGAAACCCCACAGAAGUAUAAAGCGAGGCCACCGGACUACGUGUCAGGGGACGAGGCGCCUCCGCCCCCACCGCCGCUGCCUCGGAGGUCCAGUCGAGGGAGACAAGUACCUCACUACGCCAACUACCAACCGCCAAAUCGUCUCCAAAUUCUCGACAAUGACUCCAACAUUAAUUCGACCCAACCCGUAACAUACACGGGUAUAAUCAACCCUAUAUAUGAUAUAGCAUCAAAAAUACCUAAAGACAAGUUUACAGUGAAAAGAUCUAAAAGUCUAGGUCGAAGUUUUAGCACUAAAAGCCUAGGUUUAGACUCUAAGUACAUAACUUUAGGGUAUAGAAAUAGUAAGAAGACAAAUGACGUUGUUACAGCUAUUGAGGGGACUACAGGUCAAACUGGAUUGGAUUCGAAAAGUAGUUUCUUUCAGAAAUAUAGUACAGCUGAUGUUGUAGGGGAUUCUUAUAGGUUAAGUAGGAUUACUAUUGAUUGAUUGGAAGAUUAAAAAGUUAUUUAUGUCCGGUGCAACACCUUUUAGUAAAAAAAAAAUAUGAGUGUUUUGCUCGAUAUUAGCUUUAAGAAUUCAGAAAUAGGAAAUUAACUCCAUAAAUUGAACUGAUUAAUGUCGUUAUAUUUCUUUUAAAAUUGGUCUAGAGAAGCAUUUUUGAAUUUUUAUAACCAAAUUAUGGUGGUUUUUAGAACCACAGACAACAACCAAUUAAAAAAUACACUAAAAUUAAUAAAAUAUAUUUGUCGCAUUUUUAUAAUUUAAACUGAGUAGAACCCAGUGGCGAAGAAUUAAAUUUUCACAAAAGGUACCCGAUAUUAUACUUACUAAUAUGCAUAAAUGAAGUUUGCAAAUCGAACUGAUGUUUAGAUUUCAUAGAAAAUGAAGCCGGCACGAAUCGGGUUAUAUGUAGAUAGUAUAUGUAUAUAUCGAUGGGUAAUAUGGAUCUUUCGCCACUGCUAGGAACAUUGUAAUACUUAAAGAGUUAUAAUGACCAAAGAUGUAAAUAUACAAUCACGUCACUUACCUUGCCAUUGUUGAAAAAUGAUCAAAUGUUUAUAUCAUGUUAAAUGUAAUUUUGGAAUAAAUAAAAACCUUAUAAUCGCA
Molecule: messenger RNA, 4206 nt
Organism: Manduca sexta (tobacco hornworm)
Lineage: Eukaryota; Metazoa; Arthropoda; Insecta; Lepidoptera; Sphingidae
Exons: 18
Coding region: 16-3585 (1189 amino acids)
Source: RefSeq, a predicted model, not a curated record